This is a messenger RNA of Pocillopora meandrina, 5598 nucleotides long. The record is from the annotation of a GenBank genome assembly. NCBI's taxonomy places the organism in Eukaryota, Metazoa, Cnidaria, Anthozoa, Scleractinia, Pocilloporidae.
CUUCAGUACAAGAUAUCACUACAAACAGCGGAUGUAAUGCUAGAAGGAGUCUUUUUACACGAUCAAUGAGGUGUUUUAUGCAUACUCCACACACAGUUAGCCAUGGCGUUUCCUGUUGGUUCAUCAGGUAUUUUGAGUACCCUAGACCCAGAUCUUAUCGAGGACGGCAGAGCUGACAUCUACAAAUGGAGUGAAACUAGGCGGUCCAAGAGAAAAGGAUUUAAAGGGAAACUCUACCAGUUUAAGAAAUUGUUCAUUGACAAAAGUGUAAGCAGAAUUUUUUAUUUGUUUUCAAGCUCUUCGAUUCAUAGGCAACUGAAUUACCUGCCUGAACAAGUCAGUUGUAUUGCUAUAUUAAAUUGCAUUUUCGAAUCUGUUCAAAAUUAUUUCAUUUUGCAGAUUUUACGUACUUUUGUAUACAACCUUACAGUUAUCCUUUUUCUACAAAUGGUUUUAGCAGGUGAGGAUAAAUCCUAGAGACAAUUUUCUCUUGUUUUCAUCGUCAUUCCUGAAUGUUACCAUGUUAAUUGUGUGUAUAUGAUUUGUAUAUGUGUGUAUAUGAUUUGUAUAUGAUUUAUAUGAUCCUUAAAACACUUAAGUGUGUUUAUGUCUACGUUAUGCAUGAAAUGAACAAAGAAAUAAAUAAACGAACUAGAAUGUACAAGUCAUCUUUUAAUCAUCCCCCUAACAGAGCCUGAUUCAUAAAGAUGAUAAAUCAAUUAUUUAUGAGAUCAUGAAACAAUCAUAGUUCUUGAAGAGUAAGGAAAGAUUUCUGUAAAGCCCUAAACUAUUUUACAACAAAGUUGUAGUCCCUCAGGCAAUCUAUUGUUUCCACCACUGUUUUCUUUAUCCAAGAACUCCAAGUAUAAUGAAGUAUAGGGCUGUGCAGAAAUCUCAGGAGUAAUUGCAAUGAAAUUCUUGUUUCUAUGUCAUACUGACCUAAAUAACUAUAUCCUGACCCAGAGGGGGAAAAAAUUCCUACCUCUUAUGAGGAAUGGCCUCUCAGGAAGACCAAGAACUCCAAGCCUACUCAUCAGCCAGGUGGCCCACUUAGUUAGAACUGAUCCUGGUGACUGAGGUGACUAGGGGUAUUGCAACUCCCCCUCCCCCUCCCCCCCUUUUCCUGGUGGAGAAAUUAGCAAAUUUCAGGUUACUUCCUGGAAUUUCAUCAGGUCUCCCAACCUAUUCACCAUUGCAAAUUUAUAUACCUGGGUGAAGAGGUACUGUAUUGUUGAGUGUGAAAUUUUUGUAUCCAAAUAACGAUUACAGAUUUAAUUUCUCAUGUGUACACAAGAUUUUCUAUUGAUUUUAAAGUUGUUCUUUUUCCUUUAUCAGCACUUGGAACAUUUAUGUGUCAGAAGUUAAGUAAGUAUGCAACAAAAUUUGUUGGUCAAUUUAAAAGGAAAAAAAAACAGGUCCUUCAAGUUCAUGUUAGUAUCCUUUGGGCAUCUAGUUUCUCACUCACUUUUUUUUGUUUUUUCAAUUUGUAGGACUUGAUUUUGAUGUGCACAUGAGUAUUUUUGUGUCACCAAUUGUGUUCCCUUUGGCCUUUUCCAUUAAUGGUAUGAUGCAAGAAUAUUUCAUUGAAGAAACGUAAAAUGGUUUCUGUGUUUGCAUAGCCUGAUGUAAACACGCGGGAGGUUGGGAGAACACAAAAUAAACAUAGGAAACCACGACGUGAAGCGGAGUGGUUUCCAGCUUAUCUCGUGUUCUCCCAACCUCCCAAGUGUUUACAUCAGGCUAUGUAAACACGGAAACCAUUUUACAUUUCUUUUAUAAAAUAACUAAUGAAAGAGCCUCCUCUUUCAAUGAAGGAAAGCGAGGUGCUUGUUGUUGUUGUUCAUUUGACUUUUCGGCUGUUUCUUGAAUACUGGGAAAAUUAAACUCCAAAGAAAAAUUGGGAAAAUCUUCUUCCUUCCAUUACUGUACUCAAACAAACUUAAAGAAACUGAGUUACUGCUAAAUAAAUAGCAGGGAGAACUCCGUGAGAAGAUUCAGUAUGAAAACUGUGUUUACAUACGUUCAUGUAAAAUGGUUUUAUGGCCAAUCAGAGCGUGCGUACUAUUUGAAUUAUUCUAUAAACGGCACUCUCAUGCAAACCAAGCAGUGUCCAUACUGAUAUCCUUAACUUAAAUCAUGAAACAUUCCCUUGGUACCAGCAUAGAUUAAAACGAGAAUCAAAAUAAAUCACAUUAUGGUUUAAGUCCCUCUGACCCCUAAGAGUGACUAGCAUCUAAUUUCUCUUUACAUUAUGCCCCUGAAUCACACAUACAGGUUAUGAGAAUCUAAGAAUAUAAUCACCAAUUAAAGAAGCUCUUGGUUGUUUAACAAAUUCUCCUUGUCACCUCUGGAAGUGUAUAGAGAACAUUAGUAGAAUAUACAUACUCAUGCUUUGAUGAAAGGGUUAAGCAUCUAUGUAUUUAUUUUCUAGCUAUUCAGUUACAAGUUUACAAUGGUAUACUAAUAAUCAGUGAUGCAAUUAACAUUAAAAUCAGAAGGUUUGAGAUUCAAAUCUGAGUAGGGACUCAGAAUUUUUUCUUUGUGGCGCUAUUGAGACAUAUUUUGACAUCUUUCCUCUACGCUUCCUUUCAUUUCUGUUAGCUGAUUUCCAGCGGCGUGAGAGAGUACUUGAAGAUCUAGCACAGUUUAAAGGUGCUCUGUUGAUAUUGUUUUUUUGCCAUAGGGACUGGCUUCAUUCAGCAGGUAAUAUUUCUCAGUGCUUUAAGCAAGUGUUGUUUUUUUUAGAAAGGAUCAGUAUGAUGGACACUUUUAAUACUGGUAAAAUUUAUCUAAGUAACAAUUUGAUCAGUGGUUAGCUAAAAUUACAGCUAUUUUUCAUAUCUGUCAUUGAUAGUAGAGGAAUGAUUUACUGUAAUCAUUGUAUCCCUAGAGUAGUUAGUUGGUUACUUCGGAAAUGGAGAAAGUUUAGUAAAACACUCAGAGAGAGGUUUAGUGCUCUUAUCAACGAUGUGCUGCUCUAACAAACGGUCAAAAUUUUAGUUCUCUCUCACUUGGUUUCUCACAUUCUCAAGUUCUGCAACAUAGUUGCCAAUUGAAGAUAGUUAUGUAUGAAAGUGGAUCCACUUGCUAAAACUAUUUUAGAUGAUAAUUAAAUCCCAGUAAAUUUAAGCUCUAAGAAUUAGCAUGAUUAUAUUUUUUUAAAAAAAGCAUCCUUUUCAAUUGUGUGGAGGUGUAACAGGCUGUAAAAAUGAUUUUAAGAGAGUCAUAAUUUUUAAGACCAACAGUAUUUUAAAAUGCCAUUGGUGUGUUAGCUUUUAGUGAUGGUCUUUUAAUUGUUUACAUUCAUUAACUGUAAUUUCAGGUUUACCGAAAGAGUUUUUGAAAACUGUAAAUAACAAGUUGAAAGGUCUGGUAUUGAAUAUCAAAGAAUUUUUGUUAACUGAAAAACAUAUCAGGAGGAACUUUAUUCUCUCAGUAAGUUAUGUUUGUCUAUUACUUUUAACUUUAGAAAGUGUGAAUUAUUCUUUAAUUGGUGGUAAUUCAUUGUCUAUGUCUUAUGCCACCAAGUGUUACGAGUGUCGAUGUAGAGCAGGGUUGUUCCUAGACAAAACUCAGAAUCGUCGGUAACAACAACAAACUGUUUUAUUUCCGCGUAGUUGACUUCUUGUUUUUAUAGCACUAAGCUUCCUCGCAAAUCUCUCUCUCUGUUCGAUGGAACUGUCGCUCUUAUAUACAUAAAGUAUUAGGAUCUAGAAACUUCUCUAAAGAACUAAAUUUAGUAGAUUAACACGGUUUCUAAAUUUGAAUAAUUGUGUAAGAAAUAGAACGUUCCAGAAUGUUCUUUUUACCAGAAGGUCACGUCUAGAUGACUUCGGGUUCUAGAAUGUUCUAUUAGAAUGUUCUGGGACUUUACUUAGACAAUUUUUCGUAACACCAAGAUUAAGACAUUUUUCAGAGCUCUAAAAAGGAAAUUUUUGGCAGUGUAUAGCUAUUUUCAUUCAUUCUUGUCCUUGGAUUUAUGUUGAAUAAUAGUCACUUUGGUCACAAUGUCUAACAUUUUGAAACAAAAUGGAGCUUUGUACAGUAUCUCAAAGUGAGCUCAGGUUUGAUUUUCCUCUUGAUGAUUAUGGACUCUUUGUUAAAGAGUUUGAUUCUCUUUUGGUUGAUCUUAUGUCUGACCUUGCACAGCAUCAAGCUACAGGUCUUGGUGGUCAAGUGACAGUUUGUUUUGUAUGGCAUAGAUUAUGAAAGGAGUGUGUGGUAUAAAUCCCUUAGUGACUUUCAAUGGAACAUCUCUUUCUCCUUCUAGUUAACAAGGAAAUGUAAGAAAACUUGGAAGGGGAAGUAAGCAGUCCAUCAGAAGUCUCUUAGUGGCUUUACCCUGCAAUGCUUCAAUUGUAUUCUGAAAAUCUCCGUCCUUGGGACAAAAUUUUUUACAAGCUGCAUCAAUUCAAACCAAUAUGAUUUCAGCAGGAAAUAGGGAAGAAUUGUAUCUCACAGAUUUCAAAGUUCCCAAAGUUCUAGAGAUCCAUUCCUUUCUCUCAUUUUUUCUUGUCACUAAACAUUCGGGGGAUUUCAUGGGCAGUGAUUGCUCAUAAAUAUUUUCCCUUAUUUCCCUGGGGCACUUCCAUUAGGCUUGCAUGUGCAUGUGUCAUCUUUUUCUUCUGUCACAAGUGCUGAUGCAAGUGUUGGUGGCUAAUGAACAUAUCAAGGAGACAGUGAAACAAAGCAUGACAUUUCAAGCUGACAUAAUAAGGUUAAAUGACGUAUUUGUCGGCUAUAUUGAACUAGAGCUUAUUUACAUGUGUAAAUUUCAGGUUAUUUAUGAGGAUUUAAGUGACAUAAGCCAGCUGAAUGACAAGAUGAGAGUCUCAAGUUUGCCACACAAUGAACCUUUAAUAACCAGACUAAUUCACUAUCACAAGUAAGUCUUUGAAAAAUAAAUAGUAACACUGUUUCUCGCAUAGAAGUAUUGACAACUUACAAAUUCAACAUCAUUGAUAGUCUUUUAAUAAGUUUAAGAGAAUCACAGAGCUUUGUGGGGAAGUUUGUUCAUUGGUUUCAUUUUGAUUAAGUAACAGGACUUUAACCAAUCAGACUCUCACUACGCAGCUGUUCAAUUUCGAAAUCUCUCGUAUAAUUACAGUUAAAGUUGCAUUCCAUGCAGUCCAAUUACCUUUAUCACUAACAAUCCACAGUGUCCAAUCAGGUCUCAAAUUAGAUUACAGAUGUCCAUCACGUUCUAGAAAUUUCUUACAGGUUGGACUAAAUGAGGCCUCUUCUUACAUAUUAAUUCCAGCUUUACUAUUUAAUGCAUAAUGAAUUUUCUCACUUGUGGUACACUUUCAACUUACGAUCCUAAGCCUCAUGUGUCACGCAUUUGAAAGACUGCGCGUAAUCAGGGAAUACCGAUCGCCACGGACCAUCCGCUCCUUCACCAAAGUGUUUAUCUUCCUUAUGCCCAUCGUUCUCUCUCCGUACUAUGUUCAUAUGGGUAUCAAGUCGGGUAACACAUGGAGCCCGUAUUACAUUGCUGUGCUGACAUCGUUCAUAUUUGGAACAUUACAAGGAGUUCAAGAUGUCUUAGAUGAUCCAUUUGACGGUAUUAGUGAGGAUGAUAUUAACCUUGGACCGGUA